Messenger RNA from Puccinia graminis f. sp. tritici CRL 75-36-700-3, 455 nucleotides. RefSeq lists its product as uncharacterized. The coding region runs from base 1 to 252 and encodes 83 amino acids. Lineage: Eukaryota; Fungi; Basidiomycota; Pucciniomycetes; Pucciniales; Pucciniaceae. The transcript is spliced from 5 exons. The record is from RefSeq and is a predicted model, not a curated record.
AUGGACUCUACAGAUCAUAAUCCAUCCACCAACGCGAAAGAACCUGAAGAUUCCACCUGGCAAAACAGGAGCAGUUUGAUUGAUCGGCUAUCAUCCCCCAAUGCUACAACACUGUCCAACAAGAACCUAUCAAGCAAACCUACUGACAAAGCAGUAACUACCAAAGCCUCUAACAACCAGAACAUAAGACAACACUUCAAAACAAACAGAGAAGCCCACGAAACUGUUCAACAACGAGCUCUAAGCAAAUAGGAGAAAAGCACGAUCUAAGACUCUAUAAACGUCUUCUUUACAUAUUUCUCUAUUCACCUUGCCUAUACCUCUUCUUCUUUCUAAGCACUAUAUAUAAAAGAAAGCAUAGUCUCGCUUGCUUCUAGGUACAUAAACACUUCAAUCAUGUUUUAUUCACUUGUAUUUGAGUUAUUUCUAAUGAAAAUAAAAAUUCUAGUUGCUUG